UUAAGUUUCACUUCACAGUGACCAUGGUGUCUUGUAAAGUCCUCUUGGCUUUGGCCUUGGUCACCAUAGUAUCAAGUACUCCAACAUUCCUUCACCACCACCACCACCACGAUCUUCGUGGUGGGCUAAGUCUUAAAGCAAAUCUUGGACUUGGUAUUUCUGGAGGAUUAAACUUGAUAUUUGGGAAACAUAGACUAAACAACAGAGUAUGCGACCAGGACACUCACAAAUUAUUGCUUGGAUAUAAAAAACCUCGUCACAUCCAUGACAUCUAUGGAUUGGUGCCGAAUUUGAUCACAGGAUUGGGUGGCAUCAUUGAUACACACGUUGAUGGGUAUGGUUCUCUGCUCGCAAGAUUGGUGAUUGCAUACUCAAGAAUCUCCGUGUGCCUCAAUAUUAAACCAGGAUCUCCCACGCCGCCAUUCUGCGUACGGGACUUCUCUCAGUUUGGAGUAAAAGGAUGCGGAAAGAAUGCUCUCGAAAUAGUUCAGCGAUUCCAAGUUAUCAACGCGGUUCAACUCGUCAAUGCUCACAUCCACAAAUACACCGAUGGCAGAGGAAUCGGUUCGACAAAGGGCUUCAUUUACGUGAUGUUCAAGAUUGGUCUGGAAAUUGCUCAGGGAAUUGACAACAGACAAAAUAUCAACAAGAAUUCUUUCAACUGGGUGUUCCUGCAAGUUACCAUAUUGAUCGGUGCUUUCGGGAACUCCUACAAAGCGGACUUGGGAGCUUCAGUUUCUUUGGGAAUAAUCAAGACAUGCCACCCAAUUCUUCACAAACACGGAUAUCCAGGCGUCUUGCACUUGUGGCAGGAAGUGAACCUUAUAAUAAAACCAUGUAAUGGUAUCAGAGGACCAUUUAAUCCAAUUGAUGACAAUGAUGGUGACGAUAAAGACAUUGAUUUAGGUGAUUGGAAUGAUGAUAAUGAUGACGAUGAUAAUGAAGGCAGCUCUGGCACUGGAAAAGGCGUCGGACAAGGACAAGGCAACUCCAACGAUGGUGGUAGCUCUGGCUCUGGAUAUGGAUACGGACAAGGACAAGGCAACUCCAACAAUGGAGGUAGCUCUGGCACUGGAAAAGGCGUCGGACAAGGACAAGGCAACUCCAACAAUGGAGGUAACUCUGGCACUGGAAAAGGCGUCGGACAAGGACAAGGCAACUCCAACAUUGAUGGUAGCUCUGGCACUGGAAAAGGUGUGGGACAAGGACAAGGCAACUCCAACGGUGCUGGUAGCUCUGGCUCUGGAUAUGGAUACGGACAAGGACAAGGCAACUCCAACGGUGCUGGUAGCUCUGGCUCUGGAUAUGGAUACGGACAAGGACAAGGCAACUCCAACAAUGGAGGUAGCUCUGGCACUGGAAAAGGCGUCGGACAAGGACAAGGCAACUCCAAUGCUGGUGGUAGCUCUGGCUCUGGAUAUGGAUACGGACAAGGACAAGGCAACUCCAAUGCUGGUGGUAGCUCUGGCUCUGGAUAUGGAUACGGACAAGGACAAGGCAACUCCAACGAUGGUGGUAGCUCUGGCUCUGGAUAUGGAUACGGACAAGGACAAGGCAACUCCAACAAUGGAGGUAGCUCUGGCACUGGAAAAGGCGUCGGACAAGGACAAGGCAACUCCAACAAUGGAGGUAACUCUGGCACUGGAAAAGGCGUCGGACAAGGACAAGGCAACUCCAACAUUGAUGGUAGCUCUGGCACUGGAAAAGGUGUGGGACAAGGACAAGGCAACUCCAACGGUGCUGGUAGCUCUGGCUCUGGAUAUGGAUACGGACAAGGACAAGGCAACUCCAACGGUGCUGGUAGCUCUGGCUCUGGAUAUGGAUACGGACAAGGACAAGGCAACUCCAACAAUGGAGGUAGCUCUGGCACUGGAAAAGGCGUCGGACAAGGACAAGGCAACUCCAAUGCUGGUGGUAGCUCUGGCUCUGGAUAUGGAUACGGACAAGGACAAGGCAACUCCAACAAUGGAGGUAGCUCUGGCACUGGAAAAGGCGUCGGACAAGGACAAGGCAACUCCAACGAUGGUGGUAGCUCUGGCUCUGGAUAUGGAUACGGACAAGGACAAGGCAACUCCAACAAUGGAGGUAGCUCUGGCUCUGGAUAUGGAUACGGACAAGGACAAGGCAACUCCAACGAUGAUGAUAGCUCUGGCUCUGGAAAAGGUGUCGGACAAGGACAAGGCAACUCCAACAAUGGUGGUAGCUCUGGCUCUGGAAAAGGUGUAGGACAAGGACAAGGUAACUCCAACGAUGGUGGUAGCUCUGGCUCUGGAUAUGGAUACGGACAAGGACAAGCCAACUCCAACAAUGGUGGUAGCUCUGGCACUGGACAAGGCUUCGGACAAGGACAAGGCAACUCCAAUGCUGGUGGUAGCUCUGGCUCUGGAUAUGGAUACGGACAAGGACAAGGCAACUCCAACGAUGAUGAUAGCUCUGGCUCUGGAAAAGGUGUCGGACAAGGACAAGGCAACUCCAACGAUGGUGGUAGCUCUGGCUCUGGAUAUGGAUACGGACAAGGACAAGGCAACUCCAACAAUGGAGGUAGCUCUGGCACUGGAAAAGGCGUCGGACAAGGACAAGGCAACUCCAACGAUGAUGAUAGCUCUGGCUCUGGAAAAGGUGUCGGACAAGGACAAGGCAACUCCAACAAUGGUGGUAGCUCUGGCUCUGGAAAAGGUGUGGGACAAGGACAAGGCAACUCCAACGCUGGUGGUAGCUCUGGCUCUGGAUAUGGAUACGGACAAGGACAAGGCAACUCCAACGAUGGUGGUAGCUCUGGCUCUGGAUAUGGAUACGGACAAGGACAAGGCAACUCCAACGAUGAUGAUAGCUCUGGCUCUGGAAAAGGUGUCGGACAAGGACAAGGCAACUCCAACGAUGGUGGUAGCUCUGGCUCUGGAUAUGGAUACGGACAAGGACAAGGCAACUCCAACAAUGGUGGUAGCUCUGGCACUGGAAAAGGUGUGGGACAAGGACAAGGCAACUCCAACGCUGGUGGUAGCUCUGGCUCUGGAAAUGGAUACGGACAAGGACAAGGCAACUCCAACGAUGGUGGUAGCUCUGGCACUGGAAAAGGCGUCGGACAAGGACAAGGCAACUCCAACAAUGGUGGUAGCUCUGGCACUGGAAAAGGCGUCGGACAAGGACAAGGCAACUCCAACGAUGAUGAUAGCUCUGGCUCUGGAAAAGGUGUCGGACAACGACAAGGCAACUCCAACAAUGGUGGUAGCUCUGGCUCUGGAAAAGGUGUAGGACAAGAACAAGGUAACUCCAACGAUGGUGGUAGCUCUGGCUCUGGAAAAAGAUUCGGACAAGGACAAGGCAACUCCAAACAAGGCAGUGACGGCUUCGGAUUCGGUUUUGGUUUCGGUUCUGGCCAAGGAUCUUUUAAAUAUGGACAAUGUAUUAAUGUGGUUGCUAUUCCGUCUUUCAAUGGUUAUAGAUCAAACCCAUUCUCUAGCAACUAUGAAAGUGGUGUUUCCUGGGCAUUUAUACCAGAGUCUGACUUCAAUGGAAAUAAUUACAGAAACAGUGCAAGAAUUUAUUAAUUACUUAAUAUUAUUAUUUUCUGACAAUUGUAAUGUCCAGUAUUAUAAUGGAUUUGCAUUUUAUUAUAUUUAAGGAUGAGCAUUUA
Messenger RNA from Pieris brassicae (large cabbage white), 3634 nucleotides. Its product is annotated as fibroin heavy chain-like. Lineage: Eukaryota; Metazoa; Arthropoda; Insecta; Lepidoptera; Pieridae. The record is from RefSeq and is a predicted model, not a curated record. The transcript has 16 exons. The coding region runs from base 24 to 3548 and encodes 1174 amino acids.